CUUGGGGCGCCCUUGGGGCGCUCAGGUGGGAGGAGGAGGAGGAACAUGAGCCCCGCCCGUCCCCACUUCCCCUUCCACCCUGCCCCUGGCCCCAGGCGGAUGCCCCCUCAGGAGGGCACGGCGCCGCGACAACAGCGCCGCAGCCCCACGGCAGGAGGCCGCCGGGCCUGACGCAGGUCAUCCCGAGGGAAUCGCCCCCGCAGCAGCCUGGCAGCCCCGGCGCCGCCCCCGCAGCCUCGCGAGCGCCGCCCCUGGUCGGCCACCUCUGGACCGCGGGCUCCGAGGCUGGCAGCGGCACCGCCGACCUGGCCGUCCGGAGUAAAACGCUCAACGGUAAGACCUUCAACCCGCUCCUGCAGUUUCACCAGCAGAUGCAGAUGAACCGUUGCAGAUCUGCGCCGACGGCGUCGAGGGGCCAGGAGGCAGGCGUCAGGAGGGCCACGUCAACGGCGGCCGUCAGGUC
Messenger RNA from Prorocentrum cordatum, 463 nucleotides. The record is from the annotation of a GenBank genome assembly. NCBI's taxonomy places the organism in Eukaryota, Dinophyceae, Prorocentrales, Prorocentraceae.